AUGUUCAAAAAAGUAGCGAUGCGGCUAACCGUCUGGGCUUACAGAACCCUGCUGGUCUUCACCGGCAUCUUCACGUUCCUCGUUGACGCCUAUCCGCUCUACGCCGCGAGCGUUCUGGCGGCCAAUGCCUUUGUGCGCUGCAUGUUCGCUGCUGCCUUUCCAUUGUUUGGAAACCAGAUGUACGAGGCUCUCGGGUAUCCCUGGGCAUCUUCGCUCCUCGCUUUCCUGACAGUAGCCAUGCUGCCCUUCCCCUACAUUUUCUUCCGGUACGGCAAGAGGAUCAGGGGCACGAGCAGGUUCGCCACCCAAGGCUGA
Molecule: messenger RNA, 315 nt
Organism: Verticillium nonalfalfae
Lineage: Eukaryota; Fungi; Ascomycota; Sordariomycetes; Glomerellales; Plectosphaerellaceae
Exons: 3
Coding region: 1-315 (104 amino acids)
Biological process (GO): transmembrane transport
Molecular function (GO): transmembrane transporter activity
Source: RefSeq, a predicted model, not a curated record